Apis laboriosa (Himalayan honeybee) is the source of this 6857-nucleotide messenger RNA. RefSeq lists its product as uncharacterized. The coding region runs from base 460 to 3321 and encodes 953 amino acids. Lineage: Eukaryota; Metazoa; Arthropoda; Insecta; Hymenoptera; Apidae. The transcript is spliced from 9 exons. The record is from RefSeq and is a predicted model, not a curated record.
GGUAGCAUCGGGGUGGUUCCAGCCGAAACUACGGCGUCCUCCACUUCCGCUUCGCCCGUUUUCCACCAUUUUUUUUUUCCAUCAUCCUUCGCCUCUCUCUCUCUCUCUCUCUCUUUCUCCCUUCGAUCGUUGUUCUUUCCAUCAUAUAUAGAUAUAUAUAUAUACACGUGUAUAUACAUAUAUAUAUAUAUACACGUUUUGGCGACAAUCUGUAUUUUCGUCAAGGGGGGAGGAUAUAUUGGUGGUGGAUCGGUGGAAGGAAGAGAGAGAAGAGUGAGAUGAGAGACGAGGAGCUCGGGAAGGAUGUCGAAGAGGAAUCGAGAGACGAGAACGAGAGAGAAACUAGAAAGAUCAGCACCGGGGAAAUAAAGGAGAUCGAAGAGCAUUCGUGAGAUGAGAAGAUUUCAAGUUUGAUCCAAGAACACGUUCGAAAAGUAACCUGGCUUAAUCGUUUCAACGAUGAAUCGAGAAAACGAGGAACGACCAGUCUCCCAAACCUUUUGCGGGGCUUUGCAAAAAGAACCGAAUUGCAAAUGUUUGGUGCUGUCCGUGUUGAUAUACGGAUGCCUUGCUGCAGUGACGUGGUGUAGAUGCGCGAAUGUCACCAAGGUGAUAAUCAAUUUCUCGAGGUAUCCGAUUAAAAGCACGAGACACGUAUCCCCCUGCGACGAUGGCUACAUAUACAUCCCCGUGGCUUUCAUGGGGAUGCUGUAUUUGGUCUAUCUGGUCGAGUGUUAUCACUCGCCGAUCAGAAUCGAUCUGUUACACGCGGAGAGCCAGGACAGCGUGUUGUCGAAGAUAACGCAGUUGAAAUUGGCGCAACCGACUAUAUGGUGGAAGGCUGUCUCCUACCAUUACGUGCGGCGUAAACGACAAAUUACCCGGUACAGAAACGGGGACAAUUACACGACGACGCAGGUCUACUACGAGAGGAUAAACACCCACGCCGCGACAUCCUUCUAUUAUUACGACUACUGCGGGGUGAAGGACAUCAGCAAGGAGUUGAUUCUCGAUCCAAAAGUGCCGAUCACAAAGAUUAAUCUCAGCAAGGGAUUCGCGUUUUCGAACAUGAGAUCGGCGACCGAAUUCGAGGAGGCCAGAACGAGAUUCUUCGCCGAGCAAGAACUGAGAGACGAUUACAUGGAGAUGAGAGAGGGCCUGGAUCUCGGAUACAAUCCGAAUCCCACGACCCUUGUCGCCGUUCUCGGCAAUCCUUGGUUCACCAAUCGCUACGUGUACUGGUGUCUGAGCGCUUUGUUGCUCAGCUGGCCCCUGAGAGUGAUCAUAGAAUACAAAACGCAAUACGCCGAUUAUCAGAUCACCAAGCUGUUCGGAAUCAACUACGACACACCGAGCGGCUGCGAGCCGAUACACGCGUCCAUGAGCCAACAAACGAUCAAUCAAGCGGGCUCUUACAUGUUAGCUCCGAGCUACAGCGAGGCGCUUCUCAUGGAUCCGGCGCCCGACCACCGUCCAUCUUCGACGGAGGCCCAACAGGAGGAGGAUGAGCAGGCCAUAACCGAAAUGGUGCCGAGCUAUUCGGAAGCGUUGCUUUAUCGACGAGCGGAUCAAGGCUGCGUCGUGGAUCCCAACGAGGAUUCGAAUCGUCCAACAUCCGUCUCCCUCUUCGAAUGUUCCUGCCCAUGCCACGCGGCCUCCGCUCUCGAGACGAGCACCGGCGCGCACGAGGAGGACGAGGACGCGGCCGGGCUGCCGUUGAUGGGGACGGCGGCGCGCGUCGAGGCGCGUCCCCCCUCCACCUCGAGUUGCACGACGGGCGGCGAGAGGGGAGAGACUACGGCGAGCGGAAAGUGCGCGAGUUGCGGGAAAUACUUGGUCGAGGCGCGGCUGGAAACCGCGGAGAUGUGGUCGAGAAGCGAGUGCAGCAUCUCGGGCUGGAGUUCUGGGAUCGGGGGUUCGAGGAGAGGGUUCCAAAGCGUGAGAAGGGGGCCGAGGACGAUGGCUAUGGCGAUGACGAUGACUAUGCCUCGCGACAUGUCCGAGCCGAAUCUCAGGUCGAGGUCGGAAUCGUUGGAGGCCGACACGAGGUUCCUGAGGUUGAACGGGCAGAGUUUGAGAAAUAUAUUGGAGAGCGAGCAAGAGGAGGAGUUUGGCGGUGGUGUCGAGGAUGGGAUGGGAGGAAGGGACGGGCGCGGCGAGGUGGUCGAUGGCCGAGGAAAGGAGGAGGGAAAGUUUCGGUUGUCCCUUUGCUCCCUCGAUGAAACGAACUCUCGGUCGUCGAGAAUGGACGCGAGCAGGGGCGCUAUACCCAAGAGGAUAUGCGGUAAUACGGCGAGAAGCAGGGUGAUCGCGAAUCCCAUGUCGGACGAGGGGGACGGUUUCGCGGCAGACACGAACGCGUACUUCUGCCUGAAAUCGAUUCUCAAGCAGAACAAACGAAGGUACACCCUGAUCACAGCGAGGGAGCUUCAAAAUUUGUCGGACGGGGAGGAGGAGGAGGAGGACGGAGGAGGAGGUAAACGUUCGGAGAAUCGGGCCUCGUAUCACGAGGGUUGCGCCCCGACGCGCCCCGUUUUCCCCAAAACCAACGUCGGGGAGAAAAGAUCGUUCGAUCUUUCGUUCUCGAGAUCGAGGGAGAGCCUGGACGGGAGGGGAAGGAGGAGGAAACAAUUGUUGGAGAACGAAGCGUCGACGGGCGAGAAGGGCGAGGAAUGGAAGGAACGGGGGAGCAACAGAACUCUGAUAUUCGCGAGCCCGAUACAAGAGGUCUGCCCAGGCGAUCCUUUCGGAGGGAAGGACGUGGUUCGAACGCGGCAGGAAGUGGACUCAACCCCGACCGAGGAGGCGCCGAAUCAGACAGUCCUCGGCCAGCUUGGACGAUCCCUCGCGUGCGAUCGAAGAUCGUCCCGCCGCCGAUUCCAAGAUUGCCGCAGACACCGUUACUCGGACACCUCUUGCCCCCCUUCUUUCUUCUCCUGCCCGCCCGAUCGCCAGCAUCCCUAUCCGUACGCCUUCUCCGCGUCCACGGACGCGGUGGACGCGAUACGGUUCACCGCCAAACAGAACCAAACUCGUGCCGUGUACCGACACGGGACGUCGUUCCCCCCUUACGAGGGCUCGAUGGACGGAACGAGCCGCGGCGAGAAAUGCGCGGAUCAAACGGUGGACGAUGUUUCACCGGUGAACGGGUCGUGCGGAUCCUCGAGCAAGGGGCAAUUGCAACGCUCAUUGACGGAAAGGCGAACGAGAUCGGUCAGAAACGAGGCGAAUUUCCGUCGAAGUUUCACGGGAAGGGUGGAGGAUUACAGAGGGGAGAACAACAACAAGUGGGCGAAUCUGAAUAUGGAGACGUCGUUGUAACCAGGGAGAUGGAAGGGAGAUGAUUGAAUUUGUAAAUAUCCGUCCUGCCACAUUUUCAACAUCCUGUACAUACACCGUAAUAAAUGCACAUUUUACACGGGCCCGCCUUCGCUUCGAGCGUGUGAUCUCGGACGAAAGAUCGAUUGAUAUUUCUUUCUUUCUUUAUAGAGAUAGAGAAAAAAAAUUCGAGCGUGUAACGCUGUCGAUGUUGCCAAUAUCGUGUCUCAUUUGGAUUUUUAAAGAAAAAAACUUCUCUAAACGUCGUGAUAAAAUUUAUAAUUGAGCCAGCGUCAAUUAUACGACGGGGUUAUAUGUAUUUAUAUAUAUAUAUGUGCGACGUCGGUUGGAUCCGCGAUCGUGAAGAGAGAUUUUAAAAGAGAAAGAGAUAUAAAGAGGGACGAAUGAUAAUUGGAGGAUUUUUAAUCGAUUGUAUUAAACGAUAACACAAUUUGUGCCGAUGCUCGUGGAAUUUCGAUUCGAUAUUUGAAUAUCGUAUUAUUCUAUAAUUCUUCUCGAAUAAAGUAUUUCGAUCCUUGUUUCGAUAGGGUGACAUUAAACUAAUAAUUGCUCGUUACGUAAAGUAAUGGGAUAAUAUUGAGAUAGGUAAAUAUUUCGACUGAGUAUGCGUAUUUGGAAAGAGGCGCCACCUACCACUCGAGAACAUUCUAAUUCUUGCAAAGCGUCAAGCGCAAAAACAAUUCGUGAAUGAAUGCAAUCGUUCGUAAAGAGAACUUUCGCUCAAAUAUAAACGAAGAAAAUACGUAGAUUUUACAAGCAAAAUAGAAAUAAAUCGAAAAGAAAAAAUCCGUUCCGAAAAACGAUUGAAAGUCUUCGCUUCUCCGUGCAAAUAAAAUUUCGAAAAAAAAAAAUAUAUAAGUAUAUAUACAUAUAUAUAUAUAUAUAUUUUUGUCUACAUGUUUGCUCGCUGCAACAGAGAAGAAAGAAGCUAUGCGUAAUUCUGAUCGUUUUUACCGGUCUUUCGAUAUUUUGAUCGAGAACUUUGUAUUUAUCAUACGAUAUACAUACAUACAUGCAUACAUAUAUACAUACAUACAUACAUACAUACAUACAUACAUACAUAUAUAUAAUAUACAUAUAUAAUUAUUAUAAUAUUAACGAGGAAACAAAGCGCAUUGUUAAUGCUUUUAGGAGGAUAUUUUUCAUAUACUUGAAUAAUGUGUAUCGAUGCCAAUUGCUGAUCGUGAUAAUCAUUAAUAGAAAUUACUAUAUAUUAAAGAAAAAAAAAAUUAAAGGUCGUGGUAUAAUUAGGAUUCUAAAAAAGAAAAAAAAAAUGAAUGUUUUUUCUACUCAAUUUAUGGAUGGAAGAUUGUUCCAUUCUCUAUGAAUUAAAAAAUUGAAUAUAUGUAUCUUUGAAACAUCAUUUAAUCGUGUUUAUAUAAAAAGUAUUACUUGAUACUUACGUGACUAAUUGGUAGAAAAAAUUAAUAACCUUAAUUAUACCAUGAUAAUUUUUAUCUAGUAAAUUAAUUGGGAUUUUGAAAUCUGUAAUAUAUACAUGUGUGUGUACGUGUAAUUUUACACGAUUAUUCGCCGUCGACGGAAAGCAACAUUAAUUAAGUGCUACUUAUCGCGAUCUAUUCAAUAUUAACUAAAUCAUUUGAUAGAAAAGUGGACAAUUUUUCUUCGAAAUACGAUUUCUUUCGAAGAUAAAAAGGGAUAGAUAGAAAAUAUUAUAUACAGUUAUACAAAUUUCUGUUUCUAGAUAUGUAACUUUAUCGUUUAUUAGUCAAAAAAACGUUUAUUCGUCAAAAAAACGUUUAUUCGAAUGGAUUGAAAUUCAUUAAUGCGUCAUAAGUAUAUACAAUAAGAAAAUUCGAACAUCGGUUAAUUAUUGUAUUUGUACUUACCAAUUCUGGUUGCUAAAUCGGGAGAAAAACGACAAAAUUUUAUUCACAGCCAUAAAAUUCUUGUCCAAGUAACAAAAUCUUCCAUAAAACUAUAAAAGUUUCCACAAAAUCACGAAAAUUUUUCCGAUUUUUGACACUUCCGAAUUACACGAUGUACGCACAUUCGCCUUUCAAAUUAUUAAACGAGAAUCGUAAGCGCGAUUCGAUAAUCGCAAAUAGUAGAACUUGCCGUCAUUUUAGCGCGAAAUACAAACGAACGAAAGCAUAGCUGAAUCAUCAUAGAAAGUAGGCUUGUUGCAACUUGUUGAAUGACGAUUGACGAAGCAUGUGAUAAUUGAUUUCGAUAUUCAUGAUAUGUAAAUGUUAAGGCAUCUCAGGAUAACGCGUGUAAUUACUUUUCAAGUUUAAUAUAAACAACGUAUGAUAAAUUUUUUGCUCCGCAUACGAUAGAAUGUUCGAUAAGCACAUCUGACCAAAAUCAACCAUAAAGAGGCACUUUCCAUAACAGAAAAUAUUACAACUAAGUAAUAUUGUAAUUAAACACAAAAUAUUUAAAAAAAAGAGUUACAUUUUUUGCAAUUUGAUACGAUAAAAUAAAAAUAUAAAUAAAAUUAAUAAUUAACGGCGAGUUAAAUCACAUCAUAGUAAUUUUAAUGAUAAAUGAUUUUAUUUAAUAGGAUGCACAUUGACUAGCAUCAAAAUUGAAUAUUACAAUUUGAAAGUGUCUCUUACAACGAACUACUCUAGCCUUCAACGUUUAUAAAAUUCAUCGAUCUAUAAUUUUAAUAGUGGCAGAUCUAGGCUUUAAGAUAAUCGACGAAAAAUAUAUGAAUAAACAUUGAUUACAUAAGUACGAAUAAUCGAAUCGUGUUUAUUCUUAAACACGAAUCGAAAUUUACUUCGUUACAAAUCGAAUAAAAUAUUUCGAUUAAAAAAAUAAUACGAAAAUUUGGCUAUCGCGAAAUUGUAUGAGUACAUUUUCAGAUUAUUGCUUGAUGUUGAUGCGAAUACAUGCGAUAAUUCGUAAUUAAAAAAACGAGGUAUAACACAAUUCUCAUUGCCGUACAAUAUUUAAGAACAAAAACAUACUCAUGCCGUCUUAAAAAGUGCUCUUCUAAAUAAAAAAUUGUUUAAUAUACGGCGAAUUGUCCAUUAUUGCGAUAAUUGAGAACGUGUUUAUAUGCGAUACAUACACGCAUAUUCGUUUGCGUAAGAAGCCUGUAAUUAUAUACUGCUACGUAUGUAACUAUUAUAAUUAUUAUUAACGACGAUAUACAAUUCAUUCUUGUAAAAACAAAAAAAAAAAAAAAACAAACGUUAUGAUUAUAGUACAAUAAACGUUAACACAAAAAAAAAUUUAUUUCGUCAAAGUAUUUGCAAUUUUUGAUUAAUUUUUCAUAUAUAAAAAUUACGACAAGGAAAAGUAAAAUACUGGAAUGUUUUGAUUUCAAUGUAUUUUUCUAAAAUGUGGGAUAAUAUUAAUAAAAGUAUAAGAUACAGAUACGAGUGAGAUAAUAACAAAAACAGAUUAAAAUCUUUACCAUAAGAAAACAAUUAUUAUGCACGAAGUCACCGAUAUAUUACUGGCAUAAUGUACAAUCGAAUAUGACAUUAAUAUAUCGGUUUACUUUUUAUACAUUUCGUUUUUUUUUUUUUUUCCUCAUUUUU